GGGCGCAAAACCAAAAUCCCUAAUCUCAACAUCACUGUCUCUCUUACUCUCUCGUUUCUGCACCGAUCACCCUCUCACUCUCUCGUUGUUCAUCUCAUCGCACCGAUCAUCAUCGCACAGCCGAUCUACUCACAGUCUCACACUCACUCUCUGGUUUUGCAUCUCUGCACCGAUCGACUCACACACGGAUUGUUCCGCAAAAAACCCUUUAGCUGUCAAGAGCUCUCUGAUCGACCUAGAUGGUGGGUCGUUGGUUGAUCUCGUGGUGUCGGAGAGCCAAAUGGAUUUGAAGACUCUAAAGGCUGAAUCAAUGCCGAAGCUGAAGAUAACAAAGGUUGAUCUCGAAUGGGUUCACGUGCUCAGCGAGGGUUGGGCGAGUCCGCUCAUGAGAGAGGAUGAGUAUUUGCAGAGCUUGCAUUUCAAUUGUUUGAGAAUGAAAGAUGGGUCUAUUGUGAACAUGUCCUUGCCGAUUGUUUUAGUCAUUGAUGACCAGGCUAAAGAAAGAAUUGGGGCUUCGAUUCAUGUUGCAUUGGUUGGGCCUGAUGGUGAUCUGGUUGGUGUUCUUCGGAGUUGGCAGAAAAUAAGUGAUCCUGGAAGUAUUGCAGAGGUGCUUAAGCAAGUUUAUGCAGAUCACUCAACAGAGGUUGAUAAAGUGUUUUCCCGUAUCCUUGAGACAGCACAACACCCAGCAGCUGCUGCAUCCUUUGUCUCAAUUAUGUUUGCUCCUCGGGGACAACUAUCCUUCUAGGAGGCUUUAUCUAGGUGUCAAGCGAAUGAUGUACCAAUCUGUCUCAUGUAUGGAAAAGAAGACCCAUGGGUGAAGCCUGUGUGGGGUCUUCAGGUGAAAAGACGGCUGCCAAAAGCUCCAUAUUAUGAGAUCAGUCCUGCUGGUCACUGCCCUCACGAUGAAGUUCCUGAGGUACCCAGCUCAUCACUGUCUACAUUAGAAAUCCAUUUGAUUGCCCAUCUGCAGUUAGUGUUUGUUUUGACAUGCCCCUGUAGUGAAAGUUUAUUAUAAGAUGUUCAUAGUUACAGUUGAAAUCUUGGAUGAAGAAAUUUGGUUUUGCUGUUGAUUUUGUUAGGACUUUUUCCGUUAGUAUAUGAGGGGGUUUGAGCCGUGCA
Molecule: messenger RNA, 1122 nt
Organism: Camellia sinensis
Lineage: Eukaryota; Viridiplantae; Streptophyta; Magnoliopsida; Ericales; Theaceae
Source: RefSeq, a predicted model, not a curated record